This is a messenger RNA of Heterocephalus glaber (naked mole-rat), 1151 nucleotides long. RefSeq names its product IMP U3 small nucleolar ribonucleoprotein 3 (gene Imp3). NCBI's taxonomy places the organism in Eukaryota, Metazoa, Chordata, Mammalia, Rodentia, Bathyergidae. Gene Ontology annotation, molecular function: rRNA binding; snoRNA binding. Gene Ontology annotation, biological process: rRNA processing; ribosomal small subunit biogenesis. The record is from RefSeq and is a predicted model, not a curated record. Gene Ontology annotation, cellular component: small-subunit processome; Mpp10 complex.
GCCUAGUUCGCGCGCGGAGGCGGAAAUCGCAGGGGCCUGGACGCCCUGGUAGCUUCGGGUUGCGUUUCCUCGGCGGCUGCUAUCAUGGUGCGGAAGCUGAAGUUCCACGAGCAGAAGCUACUGAAGCAGGUGGACUUCCUGAACUGGGAAGUUACCGACCACAACCUCCACGAACUGCGCGUGCUGCGACGCUACGGACUGCAGCGGCGCGAGGACUACACACGGUACAACCAGCUGAGCCGGGCCGUGCGCGAGCUGGCGCGGCGCCUGCGCGACCUGUCGGAGCGCGACCCGUUCCGCGUGCGUGCCUCCGCAGCUCUGCUGAACAAGCUCUACGCUCUGGGCCUGGUGCCCACGCGCGGCUCACUAGAGCUGUGCGAUUUCGUCACGGCCUCGUCCUUCUGCCGCCGUCGCCUGCCCACCGUGCUCCUCAAGCUGCGCAUGGCUCAGCAUCUCCAGGCUGCCGUGGCAUUUGUGGAACAGGGGCACGUACGUGUGGGUCCGGACGUGGUAACCGACCCCGCCUUCCUUGUCACCCGCAGUAUGGAGGACUUUGUCACCUGGGUCGACUCGUCCAAGAUCAAGCGACACGUGCUGGAGUACAAUGAGGAGCGCGAUGACUUUGACCUGGAUGCCUAGCAGGUCUCGCUGUCGCGCCAGCUGCCUCUUCCGGCUGGAAAACAGGCCUGACGCUGGCGAUCCGAGAGCGUUCUCGACAAGUGUCACCUACUUGCAGUUUCUCAGGAACUUGGCUUCUCGACCGCAGGUCACAGAGCCGAGGUGGGGAAGGUCACUCCUAUUGUCCAGGAAAUUUUCUUACAACUGACUACUGGUAAUUAAAUGAUGGUGCCUUCAGACAGUAGUGGGAAGCUGUUUUGUUCUACCUUGGAGAUUGUCUGGUGUCCUUUGGUACCAGAAGACGUUGCGGUGUAAAAGCAGGAACAUUGCUCUCCUGUUCCUUUAUCGUCUUGUAGCAGGACCAAUUUCUUCAGUUUAUUUAACUCUAAUAUUUGCUUCUGUUCGUGAGUAACUUGUGGAGGGUUUGGGCCCAAGUUUCCAUAAAAUGAGUGAGACUUUGGUGUUUAGGGUUCCCCCAUUUAAAGGAACGCUUUCCUGGUACCAAUAAAUGGCUCCUUCGCUUUAUAAAUGCA